UACAUUGUUAUAUAUAUUCCUGCACUUUAGUGGAUAAUUUUACAGAUAUUUUACGUUUCUUUUAAAUAAUAAGCCUCACCUACUACGUUUAAAGAUAAGUUUUAACACUUUUCUGUUGGCCUGACAUAAUUUUGUGGGAAUAUUGUAAUUGAGAUAUGCAAAAAAAAAAAAAAAAAAAACAGAGAUAUUAAUUUUCGGCAAUAUUGCCCAGCUUUAGUGCCAACUAAUGUAUAUUGCAACAACUAUAACUGCAUGCAGAUUAUAUUUUUAUAUUAGAGUGUGUUUUAUUAAUUUGUGCAUAUACAUUUUAGAUGGCACCACGAAUUAGCCCUUUAAAAGAUGCCACAUAUCAUGUCAUCAACAAGUGUGACAAAAAUAAACUGGAGAUCAAGUACAUCAAUCAAGUAAAAGGACGGGGUCUUUUUGCGAAAGGCUCCUUUGGAAAAGGAGACUUUGUCGUGGAGUACAGAGGAGAGAUGAUUGAUCAGGCAGAAUUGGAGAGGCGAAGGAAAAUUUACCACCCGUCCUGUGCCGCAUUCUUCUUUGAGUUUAAAUGGAGAGGGAAAACAUGGUGCAUUGAUGCCUCUGUUGAAGAUGGCACCUUUGGACGGAUAGUGAAUGAUGACCACAUACAGCCAAACUGUAAAAUGAAAAAACUUUACUUUUAUGGAAAGCCACACUUGUGUUUGUUCACCACAAGAAACAUCAUUGAAGGUGAAGAGCUCACAUAUGAUUAUGGAGGAGACGACUGCCCAUGGAGAGAACAACGUUCCAGCGUGUCAGAUAAGAGCACUUGUACAGGUGACAGUCAUCCUACUCUCCAGUCCCAAACUCAGACGGAUAAUCCUGUAGAUCCAAACGGCUCUCCUCAACAGAGUCCCAGCGUGUCAGAUAAGUGCACUUGUCCAGGUGAAAGUCAUCCUACUCUCCAGUCCCAAUCUCAGACGGAUAAUCCUGUAGAUCCAAACAGCUCUCCUCAACAGCGUUCCAGCGUGUCAGAUAAGAGCACUUGUCCAGGUGACAGUCAUCCUACUCUCCAGUCCCAAACUCAGACGGAUAAUCCUGUAGAUCCAAACGGCUCUCCUCAACAGAGUUCCAGCAUGUCAGAUAAGAGCACUUGUCCAGGUGACAGCCAUCCUGCUGUCCAGUCCCAAACUCAGAUGGAUAAUCCUGUAGAUUCAAAUGGCUCUCUUCAACAGAGUUCCAGCGUGUCAGAUAAGAGCACUUUUCCAGAUGAAAGUCAUCCUACUCUCCAGUUCCAGACUCAGACAGACAAACCUGUCGAUCAAAACGGCUCUUCUCAACAGAGUUCCAGCAUGUCAGAUAAGAGCACUUGUCCAGGUGACAGCCAUCCUGCUGUCCAGUCCCAAACUCAGAUGGAUAAUCCUGUAGAUUCAAAUGGCUCUCUUCAACAGAGUUCCAGCGUGUCAGAUAAGAGCACUUUUCCAGAUGAAAGUCAUCCUACUCUCCAGUUCCAGACUCAGACAGAUAAACCUGUCGAUCAAAACGGCUCUUCUCAACAGAGUAUGGCAGAUGUCAGCGGUUGUUCAGGUGACAUCCGUCUAGCUUUGGGACUGAAGAGAAGGAUGGCUAAUUCUGUUGGUCAAUAUGCUCCUCCUCAACAGAAGAAUAAAAAAGCUCUUUUUGUACCAAAGCAAAGACGGAGAAAACAUAUCAUGAAAGCCGAUCAAACUCAGAUGGAUAGUCCUGUUGGUCAAUACGACUCUCCUCAACAGAGUCCCAACGUGUCAGAUAAGAGGACUUCUCCAGAUGAAAGUCAUCCUACUCUCCAGUCCCAAACUCAGAUGGAUAAUCCUGUAGAUGCAAAUGGCUCUCUUCAACAGAGUAUGGCAGAUGUCAGCGGUUGUUCAGGUGACAUCCGUCUAGCUUUGGGACUGAAGAGAAGGAUGGCUAAUUCUGUUGGUCAAUAUGCUCCUCCUCAACAGGUACAAAUGUUUUCAUCACCUAACCUGUAAUAUUCACUUUUUUAUGUGUAUUUUUGUUGUUUUAAGCACUUCCAUUACUGUUUGCUUCGUUGUUAUUCUACAUGAUGUGGCUAAAUUAUAUGUGCCAAAUAGGAUUGUACAAAAAGAAUAUUUAAGUCCUCUUUAGAGCCUUGUGCAUAUGUAAGCUUUCUUGUUUUUAAACAUGUACUCUCAAUAUCCCCACAAGUGACUUUGCAGUUGAGUUCAUGUGUUAAUACUUGCUCUCAUUGUCCACAUGACGUACUUUACGAUACUUUUAGUAUCUGAAAUUCAUGGAUAGGUCCUAAUGAGUUUUAUAAGUGUAUUUCCGGUCUAGUGUUUGGUUUUUGUUCCCCUAUAUUAAUAAUUAUUUUUUUUUUUUCAUUUAGACUUUUUCACAGAAGAAUAAAAAAGCUCUUUUUGUAUCAAAGCAAAGACGGAGAAAACGUAUUGUAAGUCAUACAAUGUUACUACAUGCAACUGUCAAUAUUGCAUUUUCAGUGCAGUGUAUUUAUUUUUUUUUACCAAUGAUCAUCACAUUUAGUUAUGUAUGUGCUUUUUACUUUUCUACCUUUUUUAAAAUAUAUUUUCUCUAUUUUACUUUUUUAGAUGAAAGCUGAUCAAACUCAGAUGGAUAGUCCUGUUGAAUAUGAGUCUCCUCAACAGGUACAAAUGUUUUUAUCACCCAACAUGUAAUUUUUUUUCUUUUAUUUUUAUGUGUGCUCUAGGGAUGUCCUGUUUUUGUUGUUGUUUUUUUUUGCCUCAGAGUCAUUUGAUUUUGAGUAUCUGCUGACAUCAAGUCUCAAUCUGACACUUCUAUAAAAUUUAUGAAAUGAACUAAGAGCAAAGAAUAAGAUCCAGGAUGUGUGCAGGAUCAGAUUGUGUUGAUUUCAGUGUGUAGUAUUUGGGCUGAACUUAGUGUGAAAAAUCAAAUGUCCAAAACUUGAAUUUUUUUAUUAACUUUUCUAACUAUGCACCAUCAUUGUUGAAAAUCUUUACUUUUACCACGGUCUGGUCUUGGAAUGUGUAACUUAGUGUAUUUAAUGAACUGAACAAACGGGAACCAGACCAGAAUAAGAUCAGACCUGAGACUAGACUCUGCACAAUCUACAGUUUGUACAUUUGAUAUUAUAUGGAAGCAUGUGCAUUUUAACGUUUACGCUCAUCUAUGAAAUCCAAAUACAAAACAAGCCCCACAGCCUAC
This is a messenger RNA of Boleophthalmus pectinirostris (great blue-spotted mudskipper), 3168 nucleotides long. Its product is annotated as clumping factor B-like. Gene Ontology annotation, molecular function: protein binding. The record is from RefSeq and is a predicted model, not a curated record. The transcript has 15 exons. Lineage: Eukaryota; Metazoa; Chordata; Actinopteri; Gobiiformes; Gobiidae. Bases 312 to 1976 code for a protein of 554 amino acids.